This is a messenger RNA of Morus notabilis, 3862 nucleotides long. RefSeq names its product tRNA wybutosine-synthesizing protein 2/3/4. Gene Ontology annotation, molecular function: protein binding; tRNA methyltransferase activity. The record is from RefSeq and is a predicted model, not a curated record. The transcript has 9 exons. Gene Ontology annotation, cellular component: cytoplasm. Gene Ontology annotation, biological process: tRNA methylation. NCBI's taxonomy places the organism in Eukaryota, Viridiplantae, Streptophyta, Magnoliopsida, Rosales, Moraceae. The coding region runs from base 167 to 3253 and encodes 1028 amino acids.
CCUUCCUUCCCUCCUUUUCUCUCUUUUCCCCAUUGUUCUCUUUUUCCCUCGCAAACACACGCCCUCCCUCUCCUCUUUUUUCACGCUGCCUUCUCCCCCAAAUAGCCGACCACAACUCCUCUGCUUCACAAGUUCUAGAAACUUCAGAGCUCCCAAAAAAAAAAAAAUGGAGUUCGAGAAACGGAAAGAAGCGACGCUAGCGUCACUGGAUUCGACGGCGACGGACAAAUCACCGAAGGGCACGCUGGAUACCCCGAUAAUCCCCCUCAUCAACGCCAUCAACGCCCACCCUUCGUACUUCACCACCAGUUCCUGCUCCGGCCGUAUCUCUAUCCUCUCCCAACCCACCCCCACCGCCUUCUCCACAAAUCCCAAGAAAAAAGCCUCCGGCGGUUCCUGGCUCUUCAUCACCCACGACCGGGCCGAUCCCGAUACGGUCCUUAACCUCCUCUUCCCUUCUGAGUCAUCUCAGUGCGACCACCCGUCGGACCUCGUCUUCAGGUUCGAGCCCUUCAUCCUCGCCGUCGAGUGUAGGGACCUCGCCGCGGCUCAGUCCUUGGUUUCCAUAGCGAUUGCUGCGGGAUUCAGAGAAUCCGGCAUUACUAGCGCCGGCAAGAGGGUGAUUAUCGCGAUCCGGUGCUCGAUACGGUUGGAGAUUCCGCUGGGAAGAGAGCGGAAUGUGAUGGUGUCGCCGGAGUACGUCCGGUACGUCGUAGCGAUCGCGAAUGAGAAAAUGGAGGCGAAUCGGAAGAGAACCGAAGGGUUUUUCCAAGCAUUGCGGAACAAUGGCUUUGCGUCGAUGGAUAAGCCGGUUGAGUGUGGGAAUGGUUCGGUUUGCGGUGGCGAUUCUGCGGAAUUGGAUGGAAAAGACGAGGGUUUCCAUUCUGGAUUCGUUCAAGUUCCCAGUUCUAGUAUGCCUGUUGUUAAGAUGGAAAUUGUUGGUGAACCAAUUGAAAAGCUUUUUCUUUGGGGUCACUCGGCUUGUAAAUUGGGUAGCUCAAACCAGAAAGGAGUUCUUGUUUUUGGUGGAUUUGGUGGCAUGGGAAGACAUGGAAGAAGAAACGAUUGUUUGUUGCUUGAUACAUGGUCUGGCACACUGAAGGAAAUUGUCACAGAUCAUGGCCCUUCUCCACGCUUGGGUCAUACGUCAUCUUUGGUUGGAGAUAGCAUGUUUGUUAUUGGAGGCAGGGCUGGUCCUGUGGAUAUUCUGAGUGAUGUCUGGGUCCUCAAUACAGUUGAAAAUGAAUGGAGGUUUCUAGAGUGCUCUGGUGAUUUUCCUCCUAGGCAUCGACAUGUUGCUGCAGUUAUAGGCCCAAAAAUAUAUGUUUUUGGUGGACUAAACAAUGAUACUGUUUCAUCGUCCUUCCAUGUCCUUGAUACAAUUAAUAUGGAGUGGAAAGAGUUAGUCGUUGGUGGGGAGCAACCAUGUGCCCGUCAUUCUCACUCUAUGGUGGCGUGUGGAUCUCAACUAUUCAUGUUUGGAGGAUACAAUGGUGAGAAAGCACUCGGAGAUUUAUAUAGUUUUGAUAUAGAAACUUGUCAAUGGAAAAGGGAAGAGGUAGAAGGAAGAAGUCCACAUGCAAGGUUUUCUCACUCGAUGUUUGUUUACAAAAACUAUAUUGGUGUUAUUGGUGGUUGUCCAGUUCAACAACAUUUUCAGGAGUUAUCGGUGUUUGAUUUGCGUGUUCGUAUGUGGAGGCAUAUUAAGCUCGAUUCUGCUGAUAAAGAUUUGAUUCUGCGUAGCACAGCUAAUGUUGUUGGUGAUAAUCUUGUUAUGAUUGGUGGUGGGGCAUCUUGCUAUGCGUUUGGAACGAAGUUUAGUGAGCCAAUGAAAAUAAACUUACUUCCCCUGACUACUUUGGAUGCUAAUCUUAGAUCUGCUGAAACUGGAGGAAGGCAUAUUACAAAGACAUGUGAAGGGGAAAAGAAAGAGAAUGGUGGAGAAAAUGAACAUCUUCAAGCUUUAACUAGAGAUCCUGGGACGGAUUUUGAGAGUGAUUUAUUAUGUGAAUUAAAUGACAGAGAUCAGCAGCUUGCUUCCUCAUAUUGGGUUUUACAGUUGGAAAGAAAAUAUGCCAAAACAGGGAAGGAUAUAUUGAAGAAGUUUGGAUGGCUAGAUCUGGCAAGGAAGGUUGACUCUCGUGAAGAUGGAUUACAUAUUUGUUUUCCCGUCAAUGAUAAUUUCUGCAAUGCAUUUCAUGCUUUUGGGGACUCAUUUGAAAGAAAAAAUGGCCAUUUACUUAAACCAGCUAAAGCAGAAGAGUCGGUUUUCAAUGAUGUCACAAGUUUGAAAGCCUUGAACAUUCUGAAUGAAUGUGGUGCUGUUAAGGUUGUCGAUGAGGUUGUUCAAGUAAGAAAAGCUUCCAAAUCUCCCUUUCAAAUAAUGAAUGAAGCUGUAGCCGCUCUAAUCAAGGAUAAAGGCUUACCUAUCACGCUUCUAGAGGAGCUACCCACAAGAUGGGAGCGACUUGGGGAUAUCAUUGUGCUUCCAAUAUCAUCUUUCAAGAAUCCAUUAUGGAACUCCAUUGAGAAGGAGCUUUGGCCUAUUAUUGCUAAAUCCCUUAAUACACGCCGCCUUGCUCGUCAGGGACGAGUUGCACAAACAGGUACGAGGGAUAGUACCUUAGAGAUUCUUGUGGGAGAGAGUGGCUGGGUUGAUCAUCGUGAAAAUGGAAUUAUCUAUUCUUUUGACGCUACCAAGUGCAUGUUCUCUUGGGGCAACCUUUCUGAGAAGCGACGCAUGGCCCAAUUGGACUGCAAAAAUGAGGUUCUUGUGGAUUUGUUUGCUGGAAUUGGAUACUUUGUGCUGCCAUUUCUUGUCGGGGCCAAGGCAAAACUAGUUUAUGCUUGUGAAUGGAAUCCCCAUGCUGUCGAGGCACUUAAACGAAAUCUACAAUCAAAUUCAGUAGCUGAUCGCUGUAUCAUACUUGAGGGAGACAGCAGAGUUACAGCCCCUAAGAGAGUGUCUGACCGAGUUUGUCUCGGUCUUCUUCCAACAAGCGAAGGUAGUUGGAUUACUGCUGUACGGGCAUUAAGGAGUGAGGGUGGGAUGUUACACAUUCAUGGGAAUGUGAAGGACUCAGAGGAAGGUUCAUGGGUUGAACAUGUGUCAAACUCAAUAAGUGAGAUUGCUAAAUCUGAAGGUCUUUGCUGGGAAGUCUCUGUGGAACAUUUGGAGCGAGUGAAAUGGUAUGCUCCACACAUCCGUCAUCUUGUUGCCGAUGUAAGAUGCAUUCAGGCGCAUAAAUUAUAGUUUGUGCACGUUAUCUCUGUUGAGGGAAACAAAUUAUUCAUGCUCACACUUCCAAGGGGUCCCCAAGUGACACAUUUAUCAGACUAGGGUAGAUUAGAUUCCUAGGCUUGAUAUAAAUUAUCAAAGAACCGAAUUAGGAAAUUGGUGAGUGAGGUCAAUAAAUCUCCUUUUUUGUCUCUAGUGUAGUUUUGGCUUGAGCUGAAAACAAUUCCUUCAUAACUUCAUAUGGCUGCUCUUCUCUUUUGAGCUCUGUUUGAUAUACAUCUCCAUCCAUUUCGGCCCGAUAUGUAUGCAUUCAUAAGUUACAAACAUGGUAGUUGAGAUCGAAAAGCAAGGAAUAUUCAACACAAAAGUUCGAAUUCCUGUGAAGUUCUGCUUUCAGCUUCCACGAGUUGCUCGACUCAGGCUUCUGUGAGCCGUGAACCGGGGCCAAAUCCGUCUUCAGUUCUUUGUAGGUUAUUUUGACACACUUCUCAGAAAUGCAUGUUAAGUGAGCAUUGCUUUGAGGCCUUUAAUUUCCUCCUUAUGUAGACUCUCUGCAAUGACCUAAGAAUGCAAUCAUCGUGACUAAUGGGUUUCUAAAUAAAGGGAAAGCAAAUAUUAUCUGGA